Molecule: messenger RNA, 1261 nt
Organism: Meira miltonrushii
Lineage: Eukaryota; Fungi; Basidiomycota; Exobasidiomycetes; Exobasidiales; Brachybasidiaceae
Product: SH3-domain-containing protein
Exons: 1
Coding region: 218-1021 (267 amino acids)
Cellular component (GO): focal adhesion
Molecular function (GO): actin filament binding
Source: RefSeq, a predicted model, not a curated record
AAGCCUAGGCCGCGGGAAUGUUGUAGUAUUCUAUGCAUAAAAGCAGAGCCAAAAUGCGAAACCUUAAAAUCUUAAGAGCGGGUAUUUGUUUGUUUGUUGCGUUACAGGCACGGGCCGAUAUGCAUGCAAGCCGCUUAAGAUGAUACCGCAUGGUUUUUCUGAUUGAAUAGUAGCUCCCUCCUCUCCCACCAUCACUACCUCACAAUCCUUUGACAACAUGACAGAAAGCGCUCAACAGAUCGCAAAGAGAGUUUUGGUAGAUUUGGACGCUUUGGUCGGACAAGGCAAAUUACAGCAACAUCAAAUCGCUUCUAUUCGAUCUGAAUUGGAGCCUGUUGCACGACCUGCUCCUCCUCCGAUCAUUGCACGUAAGCCAGCAGUAGUGGCAAGGAAGAGAUUCCGUGCUAUUUGGUCAUACAAUGGAGCAGAUGCAGAUGAAAUCUCGUUCAAUGAAGGUGAUUUGUUGGAAAUGAUUGAAGAGGUCAGUGAAGGAUGGUGGAAAGGUUGCGUAGUUCAACCGGACGGACGAAAAGGUCAAGAAGGUAUGUUCCCAAGCAAUUACGUAGAGGUACUUCCGGACAAUACAAUCGUGGCCCCACAAAGAAUGGUGCCUCCGCUUCCUCAACGUCAAUUAGACAAUGGACCUCCAGCUUAUGGAAACCAGAAUAUAGAUGAUGAAAAGCGUGCCAUGGGUUAUCACACACCACCACCGCAACAACCAUACAGUGAUGCUCCAGCUCCACUCGGUCCACCGAAAUGGCAACCAGGAGUGGCACGCUGGAGCUCAGGCCCUCCCAUGCCACCUCCACCGCCACCAAGCAACUUCUCUCCUGGUCCAAUGUCCCCUCCCCCACAAACGGGUUAUUACAAUCAACCACCAAUGCCAUACGGAGGUGCAACGCCAGGCGCUUAUGGAAAUCAACCCAAUCAACAGCUGCAACAAAUACCUGAGGCAGAACAAGCUCAAAAACGUGAUAAAGUGAGUAUCUUAGUAGGAUGUGACAUAAAACCCAUAAAGUGAUUUAGAAAGCUGAGACGGAUUGCAACCUUUUUGAUUGCUCCUUCUAAAAGUUCAAAAAGAUUGGUGGUCGUGUAGGUGAAAGAAUGGCAGGAGGAUUUGCCGGUGGUCUAGGAUUUGGCGUUGGAGCCAAUUUGAUUAACCAGCUGUGAAUAAUACAGGAAUUGAUAAGAUGAAGGAUUUCGUGUGCUGACAUUCUCUCCUUCGCCUUCGCUAGAUGAAAAAGUUCGCCGGUCGUAUGGG